GCCGCCGGUUUGUCCGAACCGGGACCUACCGCCCUCAUCCCAAAGACGGGCCUCAGCAUUCUCAGGGAAACUGAGUCUGAAGUGCUCAGCACCGAGCAGCACGCAGCGAGUGACGUCUCUUCCGAGUAGUUGGGUGUUCUGACUGCAGCUGGCUAGUUUGAGCUGCAGUUUUCUGUUUUAACAAUCGCAUUUAGGGCGUCUCUGUUGACAUAACUUGGUCUCUGAGCUCCUCAAAGAAAGACUUUAAAAAGUGUCAUGGCCACACUUAGUAGAAAUUGAGUUGUGGUAUUGCUAGUGACUUCCUUUGGCUUUUCUUGGUCGCUUAAAGUAGCAGCUCUCAUGAAGGACCCACGUGGAAGUAACAAUGUUUGGCUGCUGGGCACGUUUGUCCUCUAGUCUAAUCGGUCUCCGGAACAAGCAAGGACUCAAGCCAGAAAAACGAGCCUCCACUUCGUUUAGGUUCCAGCCACUUGAUCCCCUUUUCAUAGUCUGAUAUUGCCAUAGUUGUAUGUUUGUAAGUACCUUGAAUUCAUUAAAUGGUAUGUGUUUUACAGGACGAAGAUGAGUGGAAAGAAUUUGAGCAAAAAGAGGUGGAUUACAGCGGCCUCCGAGUUCAGGCAAUGCAAAUAAGUGAAAAGGAAGAAGAAGAUAAUGAAAAGAGAGAAGAGCCAGGUGAUAACUGGGAAGAAGGUGGAGGAGGUGGUGGUGGCGGCAUAGAAAAGUCUUCAGGUCCCUGGAAUAGAACAGCUCCAAUACAAGCACCUCCUGCUCCAGUAAUUGUUACAGAAACCCCAGAACUGGCGAUGACAAGCGGUGUAUAUAGGCCUCCUGGGGCCAGGUUAACCACAACAAGGAAAACACCACAAGGACCACCAGAAAUAUACAGCGAUACACAGUUCCCUUCCCUGCAGUCCACUGCCAAGCAUGUAGAAAGCCGGAAAUGCAUAAGGGGCUUCAGUGAGAGGGCAUUGACUCACCAUUCAUCUUUCUUUACCUGAUCUGAUCCACUCCCACAAAAUAGAAAUACUGAGCCUUCGUAAGGGUUGACUACCUCAGAUUUGCUGCAUUCAUUGUGGACUUCAUGUGGAUCACCACUCCUGGAUAAGAAGGUUACAGCUAUUAAGUGUCUGUGAAACUUGAAACCAGCUCUCCUGGAUUCCUAUCAGAAAUCCUGCCGAAAGUCAGCCAUCUGGGUUCUGAUCUGCUGUAAAAGACGAAGAUUUAAGUGACCUUAAUUAACCUGUCCUGUGCCCAACCCUUAAGGAAUACUUUCUAUAGUAGGCUGUGGCUAUAUUAGACUUCCUGGAACAUGCCACUCGCAAAAGAACUGAUGUGUUCAGAUAAUCUGUGUAGGGCUGUGAUUUAUAAUUUAAACCUUAAAGUUGUAUUCUGAGGUAACCACAAAUUAAAUUAAACCAAGCUUGAUUCCACCAAGUGGGAAAGGGGAUGAAGAGGGAAUAAUCUUAUUUCUUUUAGUAAUUUUUUUAUUUGGGUAGUGCUUUUUCUGUGUUCUACAAAUAAGGCCUUUUUUUUUUUUCUUUUUUUUCUUUUGCUUUGACUUGGAAUAAGUUUUUUGACAGCAUAUUGUUUGGUUAAGCAACCUGAAACAUGCAUUAGGAUUGUGAGGUGUUACGUGAAUUUGCCAACCCCUUAGAGUGGAACCAAAAAGCCUUUGAUACAAAGGACGGUGGAUGCUACAGGGUGCGGGGGGCCUCUACUUCGGGUGCUGCUAAAGCCUCUAGUUGGGUCUAAAUUGUGUAUAAAAUGGCAGGCUAACGGAUUCACUAACCUGUCUUUAUAAAUUCAAAGUAACGUGAGCAGAACUUUGCCGAAAACCCAUUUAAGUUCCAUGAAUCUUGUGUGAUCUUUUACAAGAAUUCCAGAUACCAUACUUGUGCCCUAUUUUUAAAGUUCUGGACAGUCUGUAGAUGCAGUGAUUGUCCCAGCAAGCGCUAUUAUCAACAUUUUGGUGCGUCUUUUUGUUGUCCAUUUGGGGAGUCAGAGACAAAAGACAGGUGAUGUAGCACUUCUGUUUUUAAUAAUUACAGCUUAAACUAUCCAGGAAUUUUCAGUCCUUAAAAGGGACCUGAAGAAGCUACGCACAGUUACUGAAAAGUUUCUUCCAUCUAACAAGAUAUUUUGGUAAUUUUCUAGUUUUGUCGUUUUGGUUCAGUAGAAAUAUUUCAAAGUGGUGUGUGACCACUGGAUGCAGAGUCUGGGUUUCUCUAUGAUAAAUCCCUUUGCCAAAUGCAGGAGUGAAGAAAUGGGUGCAACUAUCCUGAUAGGGGAACAUAUUUUCCUAUAGGAGUUUAGUCUUGAUGAAAAUGUCAGUCAGGGCUUCAGACUGGUUCUGUCCAGUUCAGUCAUGGCUGAGGGAACAUCCCUGGAAUAGACCUGAAUUUUUUAAGUUACAGUGAACCAGAAAGAUAGCUGGAACAGGAAAAAUUACAGGUCGAAGCCCUGCUAGAAACGUAACCUCCCUCUUAGCAAACAAGGGCAGCCAUAUGCAUUGCAUAGCAACCAAAUCUCUGGCCCUCAGAUUUUAAGCACAGUCUGAAGCGGCGCUAGCCUGCUAAAAGAUGGCCGGUGACCAUGCCAGUUUGUGUGUUACUCCCCUCUUCCAAGUCAGGGUUUCGACCUCUGAUUUCUCCCAUUUCGGAUACUGUACCAAAUCUGCCAAAUUGUAAAACUUUGUGUCCGUUCCUUUUUCACUUCCUUGGCUGUGACUGAACCAGUUUGAACCAGUGCAAAGUCCUGGUGUCAGUGCAGGAGUUGGACCCUUAGGAGGCUUACAGUGUCUCCUGACAGGACCUGCCAGCCACUUCUGGGCAAUAAUGUUGGCAUUGUUUGAGGUGGCAGACAGGAUACCUGCUUUCUGAUGUAUUUUAGGGAGUAGCUGAGCCAAGGGGAAGUUAGAUGAUUCAAAGAGAAACAAGGGAUUCUUGGUUCAACUGAAGACUUCAUUUGGGAACCAAAAACCUUAACAAAUAAUCUCUUGGACAUUAAGCCACAAAUUCUCCCUGAAAAGUAUGCAUCUUUUCUGGCAAAACCUUAAACUGGGGUUAUGUUAUUGAGGAAUGAACUCAGAUGAAUAUGUAGACGUGUUAUUUAACAGCAUACUUUACUAGAAAUCUGAAGACCUGCAGCAGAUUUAAAAUUCCAACUCUUGUUACAGCUUUUUAAAAGAUUGUGAAAUUAUCAAAAUGCACAUGAAUCAAGUUUUAUAUACUGUAUGAUGGGUAGAUGAGGCUGUUCAUUUUACCAUUUCUCUUCUUUGGAUUCUCAGGCAUGGUUUUGGCAAUGCAAGAACUCUGUAACAGUAACAAAUUCAAUAAAAAGUAAAUAUAUGGAUUUUGGAGUGUAAUUGUUUUUAUUCUAAAAUCCUAACCUAUAUUCUUUCUUUGAAAAUGGUGAAUUGAUGUCAUGCUUCCUUUGCUGUGGGAGAGUAGAUAAUACUCUUAGGAGUGUAUUUUCUGUUCAAGAAAUGUUUACAGAGCACUCUUGAGUGCUAGGAAGACUGAGAUGGGGAAUAAAAGUGGCUACAAAGCUGUGAUGAUAUUCAGUUCUUUUCUAAAGAUAAGGCAGGCAUUGAAAUUAGUUUUUGUCAUCAUCCCUGUAUUUUGUAUUUUAAACCAUGGCAAGGAAAUAUAUUUUUUACUCUGAAGACUAAAGAUUUGGGGCUUAGUCCUUUGAAAAACUUCUAAAUUUCUCAAAUUUUAGCCACCAUUUUAAAUUUCAGGAUUUAGUCUGAAUUAUUGUAGUCCUUAAACUUCUAAACAUGAGAAAGUAUCUUUUAAGUCAUUUUGAUAAUUGAACUUAAAUAUUUAAUGUUAACAUUUUACUACUUGAUCACUAUUUGUACUUGAUUGUCUAGUUUAUUUCCUCCAGGUCUUUUGCGAAGUGUCUCCUUAUGAGUAAGGUCUUCCUUGACAGCCCUAUUUAAAAUAGAACAUCCACACAUAAACACACAGUCUCUGUCCUAGGCUAGGUUCUCUAGAGGAGCAAAACCAAUGAAGUGUAUAUAUAUAUAAACAUAUAGAGAGAUUUAUUUUAAGGAAAUGGCUCCUGCAGUUGUGGAGACUGGCAAGUCCCAAAUCCAUGGGUCAGGCAUCAGGCCAGCUUGAGGCUUCUCACUCGUAGGGGCUGGCAAACCCAAAAUAGGCAGAUCAGACAGCAGGCUGCUGGCUCAUGGGGCUGUAGGAGCUGGUGAAUCCUAAAAUCGUGUUGGCUCACGUACCAAGAACUGGAGGUCAAAGGAUGAUGAGUCGGAUGCAGGAUCAAGAGACU
Trichechus manatus latirostris (Florida manatee) is the source of this 4287-nucleotide messenger RNA. RefSeq names its product CDV3 homolog (gene CDV3). Bases 537 to 998 code for a protein of 153 amino acids. Lineage: Eukaryota; Metazoa; Chordata; Mammalia; Sirenia; Trichechidae. Gene Ontology annotation, cellular component: cytoplasm. The record is from RefSeq and is a predicted model, not a curated record. The transcript has 5 exons.